CAAACUUUAGGGCAAACGAAGAAAGGUAAUCAAGAAGAACAAAAUCUGGGAGGGAAAGCAAAGUGAAGGCGAUGGUGCUUUCCGAGGAAGAAGUUUCGAGGCUGUUCCGAAUCAGGAAGACGGUGAUGCAGAUGCUGAGGGACAGAGGGUACCUUGUGGGAGACUUCGAAAUCAACAUGUCCAAGCACCAGUUCAAAUCUAAGUACGGCGAGCACAUGAAGCGUGAGGACCUCGUCAUCAACAAGUCCAAGAAGGAUAACUCCGGCGACCAGAUCUACAUCUUCUUCCCGGAGGAGGCCAAGGUCGGUGUUAAAACCAUGAAGACUUACACUAACCGCAUGAACUCCGAAAACGUCUACAGAGCCAUUCUCGUCACUCAGACCAGCCUCACCCCCUUCGCCAGAACCUGCAUCAGUGAAAUCUCCUCCAAGUUUCACUUGGAGGUUUUUCAGGAGGCAGAGCUGUUGGUGAACAUUAAAGAUCAUGAGCUUGUCCCUGAACAUCAGAUUCUCACUGAGGCAGAGAAGAAAACUUUGGUUGAGAGAUACACUGUGAAAGAAACCCAGCUACCUAGGGUUCAGGUGACUGAUCCUGUUGCAAGAUACUAUGGAUUGAAGCGAGGUCAGGUUGUCAAGAUUAUACGGCCAAGUGAAACAGCUGGCAGAUAUGUUACUUACAGAUUUGUUGUAUAGAAGUUUAGCUUUCACAGGACAUGUUUCAUA
Molecule: messenger RNA, 722 nt
Organism: Vigna umbellata (rice bean)
Lineage: Eukaryota; Viridiplantae; Streptophyta; Magnoliopsida; Fabales; Fabaceae
Product: DNA-directed RNA polymerases II and IV subunit 5A
Biological process (GO): transcription elongation by RNA polymerase I; transcription by RNA polymerase II; tRNA transcription by RNA polymerase III
Cellular component (GO): RNA polymerase II, core complex; RNA polymerase III complex; RNA polymerase I complex
Molecular function (GO): DNA binding
Source: RefSeq, a predicted model, not a curated record